UCUUCACCUGUGCCACAUACCAUACAGUUUGGGAUUAAUUUUGCCUUACAGGCUCUACGUAGGGUGAAAAAUACACAAAAAUAAAAUCUCGCGAGAAGAGCACCGGUGGCGCGAAUAAACAAGGAUUUUGUCAAGAAAAUUAUGUCGGACGCUUUGUCUGUUGACGGCAGCGACAUCAGCCAAGAUGACAGUCAGGAGGAUGUUAUGACUCCGGCAGAGCUGAUAGCUAAACUGGAAGAAGCUUGGCUGAAUGAGAAGUUCUCGCCGGAGCUGUUGGAGAACAAGUCGGAGGUGGUGGAGUGUGUGAUGGAGCAACUGACUCACAUGGAAGCCAACCUGCAGAGGGUCAAGAAAGGUGACGCGAAGGCCAGCAUCCAUCGCAUGGAAAUAGACAGGAUUCGCUUUGUGCUCAGCAGCUACUUGCGCUCUCGUCUGCAGAAGAUUGAGAGGUUUUUCCCUCAUGUCCUGGAGAGAGAAAAGUCUCGAGCAGCAGGAGAUCCUUCACUGCUUUCACCUGAGGAGUUUGCCUUUGCCAAAGAGUAUUAUGCUAACACAGAAACCUACCUGAAGGCUGUAGCAAUGAAGCGCAUGCCUCCCAACCUGCAGACCGUGGACAUGCUCAAAGCAGUGCCCGAGCCCUGCUUGGACUCUUUUGUGUUUCUGCGUGUGAAGGAGAGACAGGAAAACAUCUUGGUUGAGCCUGAAACAGAUGAUCAGAGAGAGUACGUUGUGGAUCUUGAAGAGGGCUCUCAGCAUCUGAUGCGGUAUCGCACCAUAGCACCACUUGUUUCAAGUGGAGCCGUGCAGUUAAUAUGAAUGUGAAGCUACGUCUGUUGGUGUGGAUGCGAUUGGCUUCUGGCGGUCAGAAAAUGAGCGACGCUUUAUUUGUAAUAUUGCGGUAAUGAGGAACAUCAACCUGCAGAGAUCACAUCUGGAAAUGCACCCAUCUGUCUCACUGUUGUCAGGAUGAAGGACCAAUUUGUGGGACGCAAACACAGAUGUUUGUGGCAGCAUGUGUGCAAGUCAUUACUGGUAUUGUGAGAAGUGCCUGCUGACGAAUGAACCCUGUUCACCAAAGCAGCUUUUGCAGUGCUGCAACAUUAUUUUUGGAUCUUUUUAAUCAUGUCACAGCAUAAGUUUGGUUACAUAAUUGUAUAAUGUAUUCUGGUGUGUUGGUGUAUGUGAGGCUUGUAAAUACAAAUCUAGUUACUUUAUCCAGAUGACUCACAUUUAUUGGCCUUUUUCCUCUGCGGCUCAGUAAACAGAUGCAUCAGUUGACUCUGAUCACUUUCAAAAUGUUUACCAUCCCAAGGUGCGUGAGUCAGUGUGCCUGUGCGUUUCUUUCGGUUUCUGUAUUUUAGUGAUGUUUCACACCUUAAUUAAUAUGUUUUACUUUAAUUAAAAAUAAUAGAAAUCCUGUUAA
Messenger RNA from Scatophagus argus, 1423 nucleotides. It is a transcript of the gene gins4, whose product is annotated as GINS complex subunit 4 (Sld5 homolog). NCBI's taxonomy places the organism in Eukaryota, Metazoa, Chordata, Actinopteri, Scatophagidae. The coding region runs from base 142 to 816 and encodes 224 amino acids. Gene Ontology annotation, cellular component: GINS complex. The transcript is spliced from 9 exons. Gene Ontology annotation, biological process: DNA-templated DNA replication; double-strand break repair via break-induced replication. The record is from RefSeq and is a predicted model, not a curated record.